GAUCUGUGAGUGGCGCUGCCAGAGAACGUCGCAAGUGGCUAAAAGGAGGACAAGUGGCAGACGAAGAACUAGAUGUGGAUGUGUGUGCCAGCCAGUAAGACAAGUUAACCGAGACACCUGACACUGACCCCCAUCCCCCAACCAACCCGACAAUCCACAAACACAUCGUCAUCGCCUCAUCAUGGCCAUCAAAGACUUAGGCAGACAGUUGCUAAUCACAUUAAUGCUCAUCGGAGCCCUGCUUGGCCAGCAGUUGCCCCACAAAGAGACCAGCAGCAGCAGCGACCCCACUGCUCCCUCCUCCACAACCGCACCUGGACCGGCACGACCGCCGCCACGGGUGAAGCUCAACAAAUGCUGCCAUUUGGGCGAGUACCUCAAUGGCACCACCCGCUCCUGCAUAGCGGGCAACUCGGAGCUGUGGGUGCCCAUGGUGUACCUAAUACAGCAGCAGCGCUUCUUUGAGCCCAUUGGAUCCAGUCCGCGCUUCAUGAAGUUCACCGCCCACGUGCGACCCGUCUGCCAAGAGCAGCAGCUGGAGCUGUUCAGCAGUAGGCUGGGCAAUGUCUUCAUUUUCCCCAAUGGCACGCUGUCGGUGCGCGAACGCCUGAUUCUGGUGGAGCCCCGAAACUAUUGCGUCGAUCGGGAUGUGGCGCUGGUCUGCCUGGAGGCCUGGAGGCCCGCAGCAGCCACAGCAGGGAAUCGAGAGAAUGCACCCGCACCGGGAACCGAAGCGGCAACCGCGUCCCUGGUGACGCCGCCUGCCACGCUGCGCAUGCGCAAAUGCUGCGGCAAGUGGGGCAGCUACGACACCAGCCUCAAGACCUGCAACCUGCAGCCCAGCCCCCCCACCGACGGUCAGCUACGGCUGGGCCCGAAACUACCUGAGGGCAGCUAUCAGACCAGCUACGGCCUGCCCGAGUGCGUGGGCACCACUGCAAAUGCAAAUGCACAUCCGAAUGUCGGCUAUGCCAUUGCCGGCGACUGGCGCGAUGCCCAGCUUAAUCGCUCCUCGGGCGAGAUCCGGCUGUCGCAUCACACCAAUCUCAGUGCCAGCCAGUACUGCCUGGAGCACACGCAACGCGAGGGAGAGGUGAAGAUCAUUGCCUGUUCGCAUCACUUCUCGCACGCCACGCACGGCGACGGUCCGGAUGGGGACUCCAGCGGACUGGACGAGGAUGGCCAGAGCUCGGGUAUGCGGCUGCAGAAGGCCGUACUCACCGGCGGCAUUCUGAUCUCGGUGGUGUUCCUGGCGGCCACACUGGUGGCCGGCUUUCUGCUACCCGCCGUCCAUCAUGCCCUGCACUGGCGCUGCCAGAUCUGCUACGUCUUCUGCCUGCUGGUGGGCAAGGUGCUGCUGGCCAUCGAGGAGCUAAACACCUCGCUGAUGCCGGGCUCCGUGGCCUGUCUGCUGCUGGCCGUUGGCAUGCAGUUCUUCUUCCUGUCGGCCUUCUUCUGGCUGAACACGAUGUGCUUCAAUAUCUGGUGGACGUUCCGCGACUUUCGACCGAGCUCCCUCGAACGGAAUCAGGAGGCGCUGCGACUGCUCCUCUAUUCCGUGUACGCCUGGGGCGUGCCUCUGCUGAUCUCAACGAUAGCCGCCUGUGUGGACCAGCUGCCGGAGACGACGCUGCUGCGGCCGGGCUUCGGGCAGCUCUACUGCUGGUUCGACAAUCGAUCGGUGUCCAUUUUUGCCUACUUUUACGGCCCCAUUGGGCUGCUGCUCUGCGCCAAUAUUGCCCUGUUCAUCUCCACCACCCACCAGCUGACGUGCGGCCUGUGGAAGCGGGACGAUGUCAAGUCGUCCACGGAAAAGUCGGCCCUCGGCAAGGUCUGCCUCAAGCUGGUCGUCGUGAUGGGCGUCACAUGGAUAGCGGACAUCAUGUCGUGGCUGGUGGGCGGGCCCCAUGGCGCCUGGUUCGUCACCGAUCUGAUCAAUGCCCUACAGGGUGUCUUCAUAUUCAUUGUGGUCGGAUGCCAGCCGCAGGUGUGGACCGCCUGCAGGCGCAUCUGCUGUCCACGGCUCCGGCACGACAUCACCAACACCACCAAUGGAGUCCAGCACUCGAGCAGCUCCCAGGGUCUGCCCUCGAUGGCCGGCUGUGGUACAGAGUUCACGCAAAACACCACAAUGCAGAGCUCGGCGCCCAGCAGUGUGUCCCCAACAGUGCCUGAUGCCACCACAACCCCACCAACGACGACGACGACAGCGGCAACACCUCCGCCCACUGCAAAGAUGGAAACCGUUUGCUAAAGUCAACUGCAGACGAGGCGACAAUGCAAAAGUAAGCCCCCCCACCCCAUCCCUCCACACGAAAAUAAUGGCAAUGGAGCUGGGGGACUGGAGUAUCCGAGGCACACUUGCGCAAUAGCAGCAACAGCAGCAGCAGCAACAGCGUAACCAACAUUCAAGCACGCGCAUUGACCGGCCCAGCUAAUUGUCUAUGUGUUUGAGAGUGUGUGUAAAAGUGAGUGUAUGUGUGUGACCGUCUUGCGCGUGAUUUUGAAAUCAGCCAACAAAGGGAAGCAGAAGCGGCCAGCGGCAGCGGACAAUGGCCGGCAGUAAUUCAGUAUUCGUAUUCAACUUCAAUCUUCAAUUUGAGCUAAACACAAUAGAAAUGUGAGAGAGUAUUUUAUUCAUAUACAUAUAUGUAUG
Molecule: messenger RNA, 2656 nt
Organism: Drosophila obscura
Lineage: Eukaryota; Metazoa; Arthropoda; Insecta; Diptera; Drosophilidae
Gene: mthl1
Product: probable G-protein coupled receptor Mth-like 1
Exons: 2
Coding region: 182-2254 (690 amino acids)
Biological process (GO): G protein-coupled receptor signaling pathway; cell surface receptor signaling pathway
Cellular component (GO): membrane
Molecular function (GO): G protein-coupled receptor activity
Source: RefSeq, a predicted model, not a curated record